CUCCGCAGCCGCCGACGCGGGAGUGUGGAGAGGCCGAGAGGAGCCUUCCGCCCCCCGCCCCGGGACAUUGCGCUAGAGGCCGAGGCCCGGAGUCUUACGGCGGCGGGAUGUCCUGGGAAAAUGUAGCUGUGGAAGAGCAGAACAUUCCUCCCUCCUGUGAUGGCUGACAUUCAUAGGAAGGCGGACACACGGAAGACGCCAGGUAACAAGAGCCCAGAAGAAGGCCGGCGUGGCCGGGCUUUCCUGCCUUAGUCCACAGGCUCCUCAGAAGUCAGGGCCCAUAUCUUCCCCGCAUUCUCCUUGGCUGGGGGAAGGGAGAGCCCCCAAUGGCCCCCAAAAAGCCAGAGCCCAAGAAGGAUGAUGCCAAGGCAGCCCCCAAGGCAGCUCCAGCUCCCGCACCUCCCCCUGAGCCUGAGCGCCCUAAGGAGGUCGAGUUUGAUGCUUCCAAGAUCAAGAUUGAGUUCACACCUGAGCAGAUUGAAGAGUUCAAGGAAGCCUUCAUGCUGUUCGACCGCACACCCAAGUGUGAGAUGAAGAUCACCUACGGGCAGUGUGGGGAUGUCCUGCGGGCGCUGGGCCAGAACCCCACACAGGCAGAAGUGCUCCGUGUCCUGGGGAAGCCAAGACAGGAAGAGCUCAAUACCAAGAUGAUGGACUUUGAAACUUUCCUGCCUAUGCUCCAGCACAUUUCCAAGAACAAGGACACAGGCACCUAUGAGGACUUCGUGGAGGGGCUGCGGGUCUUCGACAAGGAGGGCAAUGGCACUGUCAUGGGUGCUGAGCUUCGCCACGUGCUGGCCACGCUGGGUGAGAGGCUGACAGAAGACGAAGUGGAGAAGUUGAUGGCUGGGCAAGAGGACUCCAAUGGCUGCAUCAACUAUGAAGCAUUUGUGAAGCACAUCAUGUCCAGCUAAACCUCGUGCCCAGGAAGCCCAGGGAAGGCUGUGCAGGGACGUCUCAUCUCCCAUGUGUGAUGCUGACACCAGCGGCCUGGAGUCGUGGGAAGGAGGGGAGCCUUACCAAGACUCCUGCAAAAACCCUUGGACCUCUCCACGUGGUUGCCGUCUCUGGCCCCUCUCAGGCUGUGCUUACCUGUGACAGCAGCUCUGUCCCCACCCCAUGGGCCUCAUGAAUAAAUGGCUUCUUGCCGGCCUUCC
Molecule: messenger RNA, 1157 nt
Organism: Homo sapiens (human)
Lineage: Eukaryota; Metazoa; Chordata; Mammalia; Primates; Hominidae
Gene: MYL3
Product: myosin light chain 3
Exons: 9
Coding region: 327-914 (195 amino acids)
Biological process (GO): skeletal muscle tissue development; cardiac muscle contraction; muscle contraction
Cellular component (GO): myosin complex
Molecular function (GO): calcium ion binding; cytoskeletal motor activity
Source: RefSeq, marked reviewed